Molecule: messenger RNA, 5307 nt
Organism: Acanthaster planci (crown-of-thorns starfish)
Lineage: Eukaryota; Metazoa; Echinodermata; Asteroidea; Valvatida; Acanthasteridae
Gene: agfg1
Product: ArfGAP with FG repeats 1
Cellular component (GO): cytoplasm; membrane
Molecular function (GO): GTPase activator activity
Source: RefSeq, a predicted model, not a curated record
CCCCCUCCUCUCGAAAUGUUCCAACGCCCACCACCAACAGAUAAUGUGCCGCUGUAUGUGCUGGCGCCACCAACGUCUGAUCUCAUCAAGGACACAGCCCCAUCCAACAUGGCGACCAAGCGGAAGCAAGAUGACAAACAUCUGAAAAUUCUCCGGGAGCUUGGGACAAAACCGGAGAACAAAAAAUGCUUCGAUUGCGAGCAAAGAGGACCCACAUAUGUCAACAUGACAGUCGGAUCCUUCGUUUGUACUCGAUGCAGCGGGAUUUUACGGGGUCUUAACCCACCCCACCGAGUCAAGUCCAUUUCUAUGACAAGUUUCUCACCGCAAGAAAUUGAAUUCCUGGAAAAACAUGGUAAUGAGUUUUGCAGGCAGACAUGGCUAGGCCUUGACAAUUCCCGAGGAUCCUCAUUGGAAUCCAAAGAUGAGCAGAAAGUCAGGGAUUACAUGGUACAGAAAUAUGAGAGAAAGAAAUGGUAUAUUCCUGCCAGUCAAGUCAAGCUGAACAACAGCAGCAGUAACAGCACACCAGAGGCCCAACCACUCAGGCAGAUAGUAGCAAGUGAUUCUCCCAAGACGACACUGUCCUCUUCAUCAUCUUCGCCUCCUACCACUAAGGUAGCUGCCAAGAUCUCCUUACCGAUGCCUGGUGCUGUGCCUGGGCCAGCCUUACAGGCUCACUCUAAAGUAGCAACAUCAGAACCAAGCCAGCAGAAACCAUCCAUGGAUUUACUGGGAGAUCUAGGUGGAGAUCCAUUCAGCCAGCCACAGCAACAACCGCAGCAAACAGCAGCAUCAGCAGGUGGAUUUGCAAACUUUGGCCAGGCAUUCUCAGGUCAAGCUGCCCAAGGAAAUAAACCAGCUACAUUUGAUCCGUUUGGUGCCACGCCAUCAUUUUCUUCUUCUACUAGCUUCAAUGCAUUUGGUCAGGCCGCACCACAGACAGGCACCAGUAUCAACGCUGUACCAGCUAGUGCAAGCUUUAAUGCUUUUGGUGCCGCUGCUGUCCCAUCUCAACCAGCCAGCAGUGGUUUUGCAGCAUUCAGCUCAGUUCCUCCUUUGACUCAAGCUACAGGGAGUAACGCCAAAGUCAACCAGACAGCACAGUCUCUACUAAACCUCAGCUUAACAACAUCGACUUCCAGCAGCACAGCAGCACAACAAGUCAACUCAAGCGCCGACAAGUAUGCCAUUUUUUCAAGUCUUGCGGCAGAUGGAGCUAGCGGAAGUACAGGGUCUGGAAGUAUAGACUGGACAGGUGGAGGAGGGUCAUCAUCUGGUGGCUCCAUUGAUUGGAGUGGGCCAAACAAAGCAAGUGGAUCUAGUCUCUUGAGUGGAGGUGGAAUUGAUUGGGGACCAGGAAGUAAUACAAACAUUAAGCAGCCAACAUCCAGCGGACUGAGUCUCAUGUCCUCUGGACCUAAUCCCUUCAGUGGCCAGUCAAGCUUAUCGGGAAUGCAGGGACAGACUAACACACAACCUGUCUACACAGGCAGUAUGGGGGGCUUGGGCUCUCAAGCUACACCCCAGACAAGUGGGUUUGGGGCAUUUGGUGCCACCCAGGGGGUAACGGGUUCAAUGGGUCCAGCCACGGGUAGUUUGAUGAAUGGAGGGUUUAACCAGCCACAAGGAGGGGCUUUCCCUCCCCAAGGGGGAUUUGGGAGUGUGACACCCUUGCAAGGGAGUGCACCACAAGGACAGAUGGGUGGAAUGGGAGGUGGGUUUGGGAUGCAACCACAAGCGGGUUUCCCUCCAGGUGGUGCAGCCAUGGGUGGUGGUAUGAAGGCAGGAUUCGGUACUGCUGCCCAGCCAGGUAUGGCUGGAGCUGGCCAGGGCUUUGGUCAAGGAGGGUUUGGAGGAACCAUGCAAGGGGGAUUUGGAGCCCCUACCCAGCCAGGGAUGAAUACCAUGCAGCCUGUGGGUAUGAGCCAAGCAGCUGGGGCUGGACUUGGAUUGCCAGGAUCCAUGGGAACACCACAGAAUGCAGCAGGUGGAAUGGGCUUUGGGGCUCAACCACAAGGCAUGACAGCAGCGACAGGUGGCUGGCCACAGCAGCAGUCCAAUCCAUUCAUGGGUCAAGUGGAUAAUUUCUCUAGCCAGCAAUCACAGUCUCAACGUUCCACCAAUCCGUUCAUGUAGCUCCAUCCUUCAACUCAAAUUGCCAAGAAAGUACAGUGAGUCUUAUGAACAUAUGGAGUGUAAUAUUUCCCUCGGGCCAUUUUGUUGUAAAGUAAAAUCUUUCUAGUUUAACGCUGUAUUAUAAAUGUCUUCUGAAAAGAAUGCUUUUGAUUUGAAAAAAUGAUUAGAAUUACUAACUGCUAAAAAUGGAAAGCGUAUGUUGAAAUUAACUAAUGCUAGUAUAAGAGCAACCUUAAUACACUUCCAACUUUGGGCAAUAAUGUUUGCACACAUUAGCACUUGUAUCUGUGACACAUUUAGCACCAGUCACACUGAUGCCUUCAGAAGACACUGACUCUAAAUCACAGAUAUGAAAUCCCACACAUAUAUGUGGAAAUUGUUCAUUUUUGGGGGGUGAAUUGGAAUGGGUUAUGUUUAUUAGAAUGUCUCUGUUCUGAUAUAUAGCAGUGGGUUUGCUUGAUUGCUUCAUAACUUCCCUUCUUCAUCAUUGUUCCAUACUAAGAAUUUAAAAAGGCUUGUGAAUAUCAAUCUUGCGGUUAAGUUUUUAUAAGAAAAAUUUUUAGAAAAUGAAUUUAAAAAAAACUAAUAGGAAGGGGGAAAAAUGAGACAUUUUUCUUGUGUCUUGUUGGUUGCUUAGAACAUUUGAGUUGAAAAUUAAGGUUUGAUUGAAAUUUAUGUGGCUUUUUCGCUUGGUGUAAAAUCUAGAACAAACUUGAAACUGUGGUGAGACCUGUUUCCAUCAGUUGAGGUUUCCUAACAGAAAUACAUUCAGGUUAAUUUGUAACCAUUUGUCAUAAAAGUUUGUGUGAAGGCUGUGUAAUGGAAUGUGCUGUUGAACCUGUAAGGGGUAUUCCAGUGCCAUAUUUAGAGAUAAAUUGUCAACAAACCUUCAUUUUCAGCUGAGAUUUACACUGUAUGUAGAUAAAGUACUCUCCAAAUUGUACGCCAAAACAGCAUGCAUGGCUUGUGAAUUGUGCUGUGUGAAUCAAAUUGUGCGUGCAAAUGAUGUGGUCUCAGAAUUAUUUUUUAAGGCAAGAAAAGGUUAAGAAGUUAAAAAAAAGAGGAAUUAUCAAAUAAUGUGAGGGUCAUUAAAAGAUAGGAAAAGCUCAUUCAAUCAAGAGUUACUAAGUGAACCAAAAUGACUUUCAGAAGUUAGUUUCACUUGUAUUGAAUGGGCAUGUCAUCAGUUCAAGAGUGCAACAUGACAUGGGAUGCUUAAAAGGAAUGAUUGGAGGUUUCUUUAUGAUAGAAGAGACUUGCAGUUCUGAAUGAUUAACUUGUCUUUGAGAAGAGUCUGAAAGGGUUUCAUUGGAAAAUUCAAAUUGAGAGAGAAAAUUCUUGAUUUCACUUCCUGGAAAUUGAAAUUUGUACCUGUUAAUGCAGCUGUCGGUUUUUCUCCCUUUCUAAAAAUCUGCUAAACAUGCCAAAAUCUAAUGUGGCAUUUUAAAUUAAAGAGCAGCAAGUCCAGUUUCUGUUCCUUCCAAUACCGAGGGUCUGAUAUUCCAGUUUUGUAGAAUAAACAAUAAACAUACAAGCAAUGUUUCAUUAGAUUUUGGCAGAUAGUGGAAACUCCAUGUACCUGACAAAUUCAACCAGACUUAUGGUUGAAACAGACUAAAGUGCAAACAAGGUCACAUUUUAUUAAAAUACCAAAAUUUAAGUAUUGAUAUAAAACAAGAAAUGAAUCUUAUGCCAUAGGAACUAUGUCAGCUAUUAACUGCUUUCCACACAAAUGCAAAACGAUGAAUUCAAAUCCAUAUACCGGUAGCUGACACUGGCGGGUAAGGAGGUCUUCAUGAGUUAAAUACAUGAAACUUUACACUGGUGCCCAUGGGUUACUAGGAGUGAAAUGGUUGAGAUCUAUGUACAUCUGUCUGACAUGAUCAAUGAGUUUGGCCCCCCAAAAACCCAAUAAUUUUCAGGACUGUAUGAACACUAAAAAUGAAAGGACAAAUCUGUGUUGACAAGAGAAAUGAACAUCAGAGGGCCCAUCUGUAUUUCUGAAAUGAAACUAUUGUAGGUAAUGGUUUGAAUUCCUACGUAUGAUGUGUUUCUAUACCUUGGCAGAUAGACGAUAGUUGUAGUAGGGGUGUAAUAAUUUCAAGGCUUAUGUAUAUGCUGCACUUGUUUGUAAAGUUUUUCUAUUGUAUUAAAAGACAAGAAAAAGAUGAGUUGGAGGUGGGCCACUAUUGACUCCACCCACUCCUAUUAUCUUUACCCAUUCUAGUGACACUCUGAGUGUCUAGCUUCCCCUAAGAAAGAUUAAUGAGCUGGUUUUUUGUCCAACAGCAUAGGCGAGGUCUAUCCCAGAUCAUUUGGGUACAGCAACACAUGGAGGCAAGGUCUAUCCUAGGUCAUUUGGGUACAGCGACACACGCAGGCAAGGUCUAUCCCAGAUCAUUUGGGUACAGCGACACAUGCAGGCAAGGUCUAUCCCAGGUCAUUGGGUACAGCAACACAUGGAGGCAAGGUCUAUCCUAGGUCAUUUGGGUACAGCGACACACGCAGGCAAGGUCUGUCCUAGAUCAUUUGGGUACAGUGACACAUGUAGGCAAGGUCUAUCCCAGGUUAUUCGGGUACAGCGACACAUGCAGGUAAGGUGUACCAGCUUGACCACAUACAGUGUACCGACUCACACUCAAGAACCACUCGGAUGAUCUGUGACAAAAGUGUAACUAUUUCAUUGUUCAUCUUGUCACUAUGUUACUGACUUGAUAUCUGGCUCAUGACUUGGCUUAUGACCGAGUAGAUUGUCACUCCACUAUUUAAAUACAUUCUGUCACCCACCCAAACACAAACUGAGAGAUUACACCUGUGGUUAUAAAUUACUGUUAACACCCAUACUAAUCUCACCGUUGGAACACAAUAAUUUGAUUGUAUUGCACUGUCUUAGUUCACCAUGGUAAUGAUUCACAAAGUCUUUUCUAAACUUGGUUUAAACAAUUUCAAAUCUUGCGUGUGAUUGGAGGACGGAUGUAUUAGAAAGAAAUGCCAAUGAAUAUGCAAAUUAGUCUUUAUUAGAAGCUGAUAUAGUCACUUUGUGUAUGUAGGUAUGUGUAUGUUCAGCACUGGAUUAUACAUAUUUAAUGUAGUUCCAUGUAAACUGCUGUUACUCCAUUGUGUACCAAAAUGCUGUAUAAAAUAAAAUGUUCAUUUCUAGCAAAGUCA